UCCAUAUAAUGCAGUUUGGCCUAUUUGUGAACCUAAGGAGGGGCGACACCCUAAAGAGGCGGCGACACCUAAGGAGGCGGAGCGGAGGCAGAGGCGGCGACACCCUAAGGAGGCGGCGACAGUAGUAGCAGUAAAAUGGUGGCGGAGGAUGCCAUUCUAGGUUUUCUCCAGUCUCAAGACGAGAUCGCCGACUCUCAUGAAUUUGCCGCCGGCUUAGGGAUCGACCAUACUGAGCUUGAGAACGUCAUCAAGCGGCUCAAUGGAUUCGAGAUCAUCGAUGCACAGGAUUUUAAGAAGGACAAUUAUCUCCUUACCGAAGAGGGCAAGCUGUAUGCUGUGGAAGGGUCGCCGGAAGUUAACUUCUUCCUAGCAGUGCCUCCAGAGGGUAUCUCCCUUGCAAAUCUCAAGAUAACGUUGGACCCAAAAGUAUUCAGUAUAGGGUCAUCCUGGUCUAAAAAGAACAACUGGAUUGAAAUUGCCAAGGGAUCUGUAACAAGGAAGGUUGAUGCAGUUGAGGACAAAGUUAAGGAUUUGCUAAAAGGAAUUGAAGAUGGAAAGUUCGUUGAUGGGAAUGAUGUCGCAGAACUGUUGAAAAGAAAGCUUAUCGUCAAACAGACUUGGAAGGGUUACAAAUUAAGAAAAGGUCCCAAGUAUGUUUCAAAAAGGAAAAAAGCAGCGACUGAUUUGACUCGAGAACAUCUACAAAAGGGUGACUGGAAAGAUCUAGAGUUUAAAGAGUACAAUCUUAAUGCUCAAGGGCAACCAAUUCAAAUUGGCUACUUGCAACCUUUGCUAGAGGUCCGUGAGGAAAUUCAAAAUAUCUUCUUACAAAUGGGUUUUGAGGAGAUGCCAACGAAUAACUUCGUUGAGAGUAGCUUUUGGAAUUUUGAUGCUUUAUUCCAGCCACAACAGCAUCCUGCUCGUGAUUCACAUGAUACUUUCUUUCUUAAAGCUCCUGCCACUACAAGGGAUUUACCUGAAGAUUAUGUUGAGAGGGUGAAACGAGUUCAUGAAGUUGGUGGUUAUGGAUCCAAAGGCUAUGGAUAUGAUUGGAAAAGAGAUGAAGCGGACAAGAAUUUGCUUCGGACACACACAACUGCAGUUUCCACAAGAAUGCUAUACAUGCUUGCUCAGAAGAAACCUUUCAUGCCAAAGAGAUACUACUCUAUUGAUCGUGUAUUUCGCAAUGAAGCGGUUGAUAGAACUCAUCUUGCAGAGUUCCAUCAGAUAGAAGGAGUCAUCUGUGACCAUGGACUCACACUUGGUGAUCUCAUUGGGGUAUUGGAGGACUUCUUUGCACGCCUUGGCAUGACAAAGCUCCGUUUCAAACCAGCGUACAAUCCGUACACUGAACCAAGCAUGGAAAUCUUUAGCUAUCAUGAUGGUUUGAAUAAGUGGGUUGAGAUUGGGAACUCUGGCAUGUUCAGACCAGAAAUGCUACUUCCGAUGGGGCUUCCUGAGGAUGUCAAUGUUAUCGCAUGGGGACUCUCCCUUGAAAGGCCAACGAUGAUCUUGUAUGGAAUUGACAACAUCAGAGAUCUCUUUGGACCGAAGGUUGAUUUCAAUGUUAUAAAGAACGGGCCUAUAUGCAGAUUGGGGCUGCAGUAAAUCACCACAGCAUCCAAUACAAUCCUUUUACCAUUUAGUAUCAGUGGACUGGUGUUUUGUUUCCUUUUCAUUUUUGUUUGUUCUGAUACAAAAGAUGUUUUUCAAAGACAUUGUUAUGCUACAUGUUUGCUAAUAAAGACUACAUAGUGCAAUAUAGGGUGAAAGAGAUGAUAUUUGGGUUCAUAAAUUAGUUACAAUGGCCCAAAGAUUGAAAUCAUUGCACUUUUUUGCAUUCAAUUUAA
Molecule: messenger RNA, 1850 nt
Organism: Zingiber officinale
Lineage: Eukaryota; Viridiplantae; Streptophyta; Magnoliopsida; Zingiberales; Zingiberaceae
Product: phenylalanine--tRNA ligase alpha subunit, cytoplasmic-like
Exons: 18
Coding region: 136-1608 (490 amino acids)
Biological process (GO): phenylalanyl-tRNA aminoacylation
Cellular component (GO): cytoplasm; cytosol; phenylalanine-tRNA ligase complex
Molecular function (GO): ATP binding; phenylalanine-tRNA ligase activity; tRNA binding
Source: RefSeq, a predicted model, not a curated record